Molecule: messenger RNA, 417 nt
Organism: Anthostomella pinea
Lineage: Eukaryota; Fungi; Ascomycota; Sordariomycetes; Xylariales; Xylariaceae
Source: the annotation of a GenBank genome assembly
AUGGCGACUCCGAGCAGCAGCAAGGUCGCCGUCGAGGGCAAGGGCGGCCUCAAGAUGAAGAUCAUCGGCGAGGGCCGCACCGUGCCGGGCCCCAUCGCCGCAGACCCGGACCAUCCUGCGCUGUGCUAUCAGUGCUGCAAGCGGGUCCCCCUCUCGAUGCUGGUCCGCGAUCGCACGAGAGCCUGCGGCGAGAAGGAGUGCGCUCGCGCGCGGGAGGCGAGACUGGAGUUCAUUCCCAUGCCCAGCAACGCAGUCAACCCCUGCGACGAGUUCCAGACCAAGCUGGACUGGUGGAUCGACAUGAUGGACUCCAACGUGGACCGGGACUUUGCUCGCCGGGGACGCGGCGUCGUUGAGUUUGUGCGCGAGAAAAUCCCCGUGCCGCCCCAGACGCGCCCGGCGCGGCGGGCGCGGUGA